GAGCCGGCCGGAUGCGGAGGGUGUCCGGGGUGCGUCGAUGGGACCCAGGUGUCCGAGAGCCGGCCGGAUGCGCAGGGUGUCCGGGGUGGGUGGAUGGGACCCAGGUGUCCGAGAGCCGGCCGGAUGCGGAGGGUGUCCGGGGGGAUGGAUCGGACCCAAGGUGUGGGACGAGGGAUGUCCUGGGCCGCCCCCCUGCAGAGUAUGUGUCCGCCGGCAGGAGCUGAGUCUUUCUCCCCCUCCCCUGACAGGGGCCCCCAUGGCCGGCGAGCUGCGGUGCCAGUGCGUGCAGACCGUGUCCGCGGUGAUCUCCCCGAAGCGCAUCGCCCUCGUGGAGCUGAUCCCCGAGGGGCCCCACUGCGGGGUGCCAGAAGUCAUAGCCACCACGAAGCAAGGCAAGAAAAUCUGUCUGGAGCCCAGCGCGCCCUGGGUCAAGCUGAUCGUCACCAAGAUCCUGAGCAGGUACCUGCCCUGGGGGUGCGGCUCUUCGUGUUGGGCCAGCCCUAGUGCCCCUUGUCCCGGCUCAGGGGAGCGUGGGCGGCAGACUCAGGCUGAAGCAGGGCUCCGGGUUGCGGGGACAAGGGGCGAGAUGGGCCACUGAGUCUGAACCAGUGGAUACUUCUGAUUACAAACCGCUGGCCCAGCUGGCCCCAUCAGUCCGGCUCCAUUGUCGGGGGAAACUCAGCCCAGGUGUCAUGUAGCUAGACGAGUUCAAAUAAGUGUCUGUAUCUUCGCCCUUAAACAGGGCUGCUACCUGUGGCUGGUGGGGUCCCUGCCACUGAAUGCCACUGAUCGGAGCUGGAGCAGCCCUGGCCGCUCUUCCUUGUGGCACACCCAGCUCCCGGGGGGCGGGCGCAGGCUCGGGCGCAGGGAAUGCAGGCUCCGAGCCUGCGGAGGGGGAAGGCCAGAGCAGAAAUGAGUCCAGCCGAGGUCUGUCCGGAUGUCACUUGUAACGUGCUUUCUGUUGUCUGCCUCUUGCAGUAAAUCUAACAAGCUGUGAGGGGAGAAGAGGAAAUGGACAAGGAACUACAACACAAACUACCUGUGUGCAGGAGGGGAAACCAGGGUGAGAGAGAAUGGGGACCUGAGGCCGGACAACUAGCCAGGGCGAACUCUCUUCUUUUGAAGAUCUCAUAGAGCAGCCCGCGCUCCCUUCAACUUCAGCGGUUCCACCAAGUUCUUCCAACCUGCGCUUAUUUAUGUAUUUAUUAAUACAGCUCUGUAGAGCUCUUCAACAGCUGGGUCUUUUUGUUCAGCACCUUAGAUCUUUUCGGUCACCUGAAGGGGCCAGGCGGCAGCCGUGGCUCAAGAGAUGGCUUGUUGUGAGUGGAGUCCACAUUCUCAAUAAGCCAUCACCUCAGAUACUCUGAGCAGCUCAAGGUGAUAGUGCUGUGAAGCUGGGCCUUUCACACUGGGGAUGUGCAGGAUGCCUGCUGGCUUGUGAAUAACCAGAGCUUCGGAUUCUGGAGCUGCCAAGCAUUUAGCCUUUGUGCCCACAACUCUGUAGGAUUACAAAACGAAAUCCCAUUGCAACAAGCACAGUCACUUGCUCCUGUCCUGAAAUGUGUUGCCAAGACGCAUGCCCCUGGGACACACAAUCAUUUGCUUGGUUAGGUGAAACAGACUAGCAGCUAUUCUCCUUUCCUAGAAAAGCAAUCUUUGUGAAAAUGUGGCUUCCAGUCACUAGCUGAAGUUUCUGCAAACUCUCUAGGGCUCUCUUUUGAUGAGUGUUAAAUUAUAUCUAUGCAAUUUAAAUAUUUGCUAUUUAUGCUGAAGGUUUAAGAACAGUAACGUUCUGAACAUCCUUGGACAUUUUAUGUCUUCAUGGUAUGACACACUGUCAUGUUUUGUGUAGAAGUGGUAUUGCAAAUUGUACGGUACUAAAACGCAGUAAUUGUAAUAAUGGCGGGAGUUACACAUUAAAUAAAUAUUUUCUGAUGAAAA
Molecule: messenger RNA, 1941 nt
Organism: Chelonia mydas (Green sea turtle)
Lineage: Eukaryota; Metazoa; Chordata; Testudines; Cheloniidae
Product: growth-regulated alpha protein
Exons: 2
Coding region: 38-598 (186 amino acids)
Biological process (GO): neutrophil chemotaxis; cellular response to lipopolysaccharide; chemokine-mediated signaling pathway
Cellular component (GO): extracellular region
Molecular function (GO): CXCR chemokine receptor binding; chemokine activity
Source: RefSeq, a predicted model, not a curated record